Molecule: messenger RNA, 1010 nt
Organism: Lycium barbarum (goji berry)
Lineage: Eukaryota; Viridiplantae; Streptophyta; Magnoliopsida; Solanales; Solanaceae
Exons: 3
Coding region: 287-679 (130 amino acids)
Biological process (GO): maturation of SSU-rRNA from tricistronic rRNA transcript (SSU-rRNA, 5.8S rRNA, LSU-rRNA)
Cellular component (GO): nucleus
Source: RefSeq, a predicted model, not a curated record
UUCAUUCCCUUUAUUAUAUAGUGUAUGUAUGUAUACAUACAUUUGUUUCUUUCAUCUCUUUGUUUCUAUUUAGUUCUGUUUUGUCUUCCUCUUUCCUCUUUGGGAAGAGAGAGAACAACAACUUGUUUUGGUAUAACCAUUCAGUAUCCGGUACCCAUUGAAUCAACUAAUUUGAAUUCUUGUUUCUAGGGCCCGUUAAAAGGAAAAGCCUACCCUACCAAGAAUUUCUCCAUUUUAAGGGCUGGAGCCCGAGAUAUCUCUAAUUAAGGGUUGAGGGAUCUCGUCGAUGGAAAUUUUUUAUGCUAAAGAUGAAGCAUGUGUUGCUACAAAUGAUAGAAAUAUGAAAGCCGAGUCAAUAACUUUGUCUCCUCUUCACGAAGGAAUAUCGAAGCUAUUAUCUCAAUGGCCAGGAUUGCAAAUGGCUAUUGAAAAUGAAUGGGGUGGCCAAGAUUCUCCUAAAAAAUCGAAACAACUUUCCUCUGAUAUUUUUUCUUGCCUUUCUCAAUCAAAUGCAGCAGCUGUUGGUGUAGAGGACGUAGAGAAUAUGCUUUACGAAAGGUUGCUACUGUCUUUCAACACUGACAUUGAUGAUGGAAGCAUUGAGGAGGUUGCGGAGCAAUUAAUGACUCUUCGUGAGGAAUAUGUUCAAGGGAAAUCAUCUUACACAACCAAGAAAUAAUUGAAUGGUACAAUAUUCAACAUUUUCAAUGUCAAUUAUUCAAAAUUGGAUUAUAUAUUUGAUUUUUAAAGCAAACUAAGUGUAGCACCUCUGUAUAUUGUCUAGUUAAAAGGUAUGAAGUUUUUCUUGUUAAUAUAUUCCCUCCAAUCACAGUUAGAAGGAAAUAUGAAAAAGAAAUGUUUAAAAUUGGUGCUCUUAAACAUAUUACUUAUAACAUUUUUAUUGACUAUAAGACUUCUGAAACUUAUUAUCUUAAACAAGCCAUAAAAUAUGUUCUAUAAAAGCUUGUCAUUCAUGAGGACAAAAUGAAAAAUUUAAGUUAAAUUAUUUU